AUGGCCGAGAAGAGGAGAAGCUCGCCCUGCAGCAUGCUGAGCCUCAAGGCUCACGCUUUCUCGGUGGAAGCGCUGAUCGGCGCCGAAAAGCAGCAGCAGCAGCAGUUGCAGAAGAAGCGGAGGAAGCUGGGCGGAGACGACGCCGCUACAGUCGCCGAGGGAGGCGGUAGCGGCAGUGGCGGAGGCUGUGAAAAGAGCUCCGUGGAGGGAGCUGAAGGCGCCUCUCUACCGCCGCCGCCAGGGGCCGGAGCCGGGGCUGGCGCGGGGUCCCUGUCUGCCCGUAGCUGCGCGGAGAUGGAACGGACCUGCGGUUCCCGAGGACCUGCCGGCGGCUGUGAAGACGGUUUCCAAUCGGGAGCUUCCCCAGUCGGGUCCCCGGGAGCAUCUCCGAAAGGAUCUCCAGUUCCUCCUCCAGCCCCUCUCCCGGCCCUGCCUCGGGCCGGGUCCCCUUUACCUUCCCCACAGGCACCACGGGUGGACCUUCAAGGCGCUGAGCUGUGGAAACGUUUCCACGAAAUUGGCACGGAAAUGAUCAUCACCAAGGCGGGCAGGAGGAUGUUUCCAGCUAUGAGAGUGAAGAUCUCUGGUCUAGACCCACAUCAACAGUAUUAUAUUGCGAUGGACAUUGUGCCAGUGGACAAUAAGAGAUACAGGUAUGUUUAUCACAGCUCCAAGUGGAUGGUGGCAGGUAAUGCUGACUCACCUGUACCACCCCGAGUUUACAUACAUCCUGAUUCUCCAGCUUCAGGGGAGACUUGGAUGCGGCAAGUGAUUAGCUUUGACAAGCUGAAACUUACCAACAAUGAAUUGGAUGACCAAGGACAUAUUAUCCUUCACUCUAUGCACAAAUACCAACCACGUGUGCAUGUCAUUCGCAAAGAUUGUGGAGAUGAUCUUUCUCCUGUCAAGCCCAUUCCUUCAGGGGAAGGAGUUAAAGCAUUCUCAUUUCCUGAAACUGUCUUUACGACUGUCACUGCCUACCAGAAUCAGCAGAUUACACGACUGAAAAUUGACAGAAACCCAUUUGCCAAAGGAUUUCGAGAUUCUGGCCGUAACCGGAUGGGUUUGGAAGCUUUGGUAGAAUCCUAUGCAUUUUGGAGACCCUCUCUUAGGACUCUCACAUUUGAAGAUAUUCCAGGAAUACCGAAACAAGGAAACACAGGCUCAUCUACCUUACUUCAAGGUUCUGGAAAUGGAGUUCCUACCACCCACCCUCAUCUUUUAUCUGGUUCUCCUUGUUCUUCUCCUGCCUUCCACCUUGGGCCAAACACAAGCCAGCUAUGCAGCCUGGCACCUGCCGAUUAUUCUGCAUGUGCCCGUUCAGGCCUCACCCUCAACCGGUACAGCACCUCCCUGGCUGAAACCUACAACAGGCUCACUAACCAAACCAGUGAGACCUUUGCUCCACCAAGGACUCCCUCUUACGUUGGAGUUACCAGCAGUACAACUGUGAACAUGUCCAUGGCUGGCAACGAUGGAGACACGUUCAGUUGUCCGCAGACCAGCUUAUCUAUGCAAAUUUCAGGGAUGUCCCCCCAGCUCCAGUAUAUCAUGCCCUCGCCGUCCAGCAAUGCCUUUGCCACCAACCAGACCCACCAGGGCUCCUACAACACUUUUAGGUUACACAGCCCCUGUGCUUUGUAUGGAUAUAACUUCUCCACAUCCCCCAAACUGGCUGCCAGUCCUGAGAAAAUUGUUUCUUCCCAAGGAAAUUUCUUGGGGUCCUCUCCGAGUGGGACCAUGACUGAUCGGCAGAUGUUGCCCCCUGUGGAAGGAGUACACUUGUUGAGCAGUGGGGGUCAACAGAAUUUCUUUGACUCUAGGACCCUAGGAAGCUUAACACUGUCAUCAUCUCAAGUGUCUGCACAUAUGGUUUGAUGGAGACUUUAAGUCAAAAUACAAUUAAUUUUUUCUAGUGUACUUUCUGUUCUUAGCUAUAUGGAAGGACUAUCAUUUUGUGGCUUGUAUAAUGUGUAUAUACAAGAAGAGGAAGGUGC
Dromiciops gliroides (monito del monte) is the source of this 1997-nucleotide messenger RNA. RefSeq names its product T-box transcription factor 18 (gene TBX18). Gene Ontology annotation, molecular function: RNA polymerase II cis-regulatory region sequence-specific DNA binding; DNA-binding transcription factor activity, RNA polymerase II-specific. The transcript is spliced from 8 exons. Gene Ontology annotation, biological process: positive regulation of DNA-templated transcription; somitogenesis; cell fate specification. NCBI's taxonomy places the organism in Eukaryota, Metazoa, Chordata, Mammalia, Microbiotheria, Microbiotheriidae. The record is from RefSeq and is a predicted model, not a curated record. Bases 1 to 1878 code for a protein of 625 amino acids. Gene Ontology annotation, cellular component: nucleus.